This is a messenger RNA of Solanum pennellii, 2544 nucleotides long. RefSeq names its product transcription factor ABORTED MICROSPORES. Bases 514 to 2331 code for a protein of 605 amino acids. Gene Ontology annotation, cellular component: nucleus. Gene Ontology annotation, molecular function: sequence-specific DNA binding; protein dimerization activity; DNA-binding transcription factor activity. NCBI's taxonomy places the organism in Eukaryota, Viridiplantae, Streptophyta, Magnoliopsida, Solanales, Solanaceae. Gene Ontology annotation, biological process: regulation of DNA-templated transcription. The record is from RefSeq and is a predicted model, not a curated record. The transcript is spliced from 9 exons.
GAGGGGGUACUUGGGUAUUUUCCCUAUCUUUUCAAGCAAUUCAUUUCACAUAUUUUUGUUAUUUGCAUUUCGAUUCCAAAUUUAUAUUUUUGUAUAGAUUGUUCUACUGUUGUCAUUCUCCUACUGAUUAAAAUUUGGAACCACAUGUAGUUACAUAUUACUAAAUGAUCCAUGUUGUCAGCGUAUACAAGUUAAAUUCUUUCCAAAAUAGAAAAAAUAAACAGAAACACAAAGAGAGUGUUCAGCUACUAACUUAAGGAGAUGUAUUGAUGUUUCUCAGAGAGGCUCUUAUCAUAACAAACCAAAGCCUCAUGCACUCAUUGCCUUUUACCUAACUGAUUAAUUUUCUCUAUUAAAAACAACAACUUUACCCCUAAACACAACAAAGGCCAGAUUUUUCAGAUCAAAGGGGAAGUGUGUUUUUAUUUCUUGAAUUUCUUUCUUUUACUUAGUUCUGUUUGGAUAAAGAAAACAUCAGUUAAACAUAGCUAUCAGCUGAAGUUAAUUUGAAACAUGGAACUCAUGCAUCUAAUGGAGAGGCUUAGGCCUAUUAUGAGCUUAAAAAGCUGGGAUUACUGUGUUUUAUGGAAGUUGAGUGAAGAUCAAAGGUUUCUUGAAUGGAUUUGUUGCUGCUGUGGUGGAGCUGAGAAAAAUAUGCAUGGCUGUGAACAAGAGAUAUUUUUUCCUGAUUCUUCUACUUCAACUUGUAGAGAUGUUAUGUUUCAGCAUCCAACAACAACUGCUUGUAAUUUACUGGCUCAGGUCCCGCCUUCUCUGGCGCUAGACUGCGGAGUUUAUGCACAGACUUUGCUAUCUAAUCAAGCAAAAUGGAUGAACUUUGUACCUUUCUCGGAAUCAAAUAUCUCUAAUGAAAUAAUGGGAACUAGAGCUCUGAUUCCAUCUCCUCUUGGAUUGCUCGAGUUGUUCAGUACGCAACAACUAGCAGAAGAUGAGAAAGUGAUAGAAUUUGUUUCAGCUCAAUGCAAUAUGUACUUGGAGCAGCAAGCUAUGAUGAAUUCAACUUUCUCAAAUGGAGUUGAAGAGAACAACACAUCAAAGCCUUUCCCAACAGAAGGAGAAAGAGACGGAGACGAUCAUAUAAAAGAUUCCCAAAAUCAUUACAAACAGAGAGUGUCCCCUGCAGCUACAUCAGAUCACUUGUCAUAUGAUUUCCCACUUAAACGAAAACAAUUGGAUACUUGUUCGAUGAACUUCCUUCCACCGUUCAGUACUUACAGCACACCAGAAGUGGAUAACAACACAGGAGGGAACAUGUUGUUUGAUCAGAGCACAAGUGAUAUGACACAUUUUUCGGAGAAUAGGUACAUGAGUGAGAUGGAUGCUUAUUUACAGAAGCAAAUGAUGAGAAGUAGUAGUACUCAAGCUGGAAUUGAUGAUGAAUCAGUCAAACAUGAUAACGGAAGAUCGAAUUCGGGAUCUGAUAGUGAUCAAAAUGAGGAAGAAGAUGAUCCUAAGUAUAGAAGGAGAAAUGGAAAAGGUCCUCAAUCCAAGAAUCUUAUGGCUGAAAGGAAAAGAAGGAAGAAACUAAAUGAAAGGCUCUAUGCUCUUAGAGCUUUGGUUCCCAAAAUCUCCAAGUUGGAUAGAGCAUCUAUCCUUGGAGAUGCUAUUGAAUAUGUGAUGGAAUUGGAAAAGCAAGUGAAAGAUCUGCAGCUUGAGCUUGAAGAACAUUCAGAUGACGACGGUACUGGUGGAGGAAGGAAUCCGGACCAGAUUCACCCCGUAGUUUUAAGCCAAAAUGGAACUAAAAACAGGCCUAAAUCAGAUAACGGAAAACUUACAAAUGGAAGCCAAAGAGAAAUAUCAACUAAUUCUAAUGGCAGCGCUGACCCUUCCAGAAAAAAUCAAGAUGUAGAAGAGAACGACAAAUUGCAGCAAAUGGAGCCACAAGUGGAAGUUGCACAAUUAGAUGGGAAUGAGUUCUUUGUGAAGGUGUUUCGUGAACACAAGGCUGGUGGAUUUGUGAGGACUUUGGAGGCUUUGAACUCAUUGGGCUUGGAAGUUACCAAUGUUAAUGCAACUAGGCAUACUUGUUUGGUAUCAAGUAUCUUCAAAGUUGAACAGAAAAGGGAUAAUGAAAUGGUUCAAGCUGAUCAUGUGAGGAACACCUUGCUAGAGCUGACAAGAAACCCUAGUAGAGGUUGGUCUGAAAUGGGUAGAGCAUCAUCAGAUAAUAUAAAUAAUAAUUAUAAUAAUAAUGCAAAUGGCACUACAGAUUAUCAUCAACAUCAACAACAUGAUCAUCACCUAGACAAUAAUAAUCAACACAAGCAAACCAAUUCUCAUCACUUCCAUAGACACCACCAUCACUAACAUAUAUUAUUUUAAUUACUAUACUUGUAAUAAUGUACUUCUGCUUUUUUUUCUUACCUAAGUAAUCCUUGUUUAGUUUCAGAAUAAGAUGCAUAUUUGUGAACUUGUUGCUUUUUAAAUGGAAAAUUUAGACAAAAUGUCCAUUGGGUCAAUUUUUGUAAUCCAAAUAAAACAAUUAUCAUUAAGCAUAUAAAAUCUUCAUUUGGCCAUUAA